Molecule: messenger RNA, 1669 nt
Organism: Phyllotreta striolata
Lineage: Eukaryota; Metazoa; Arthropoda; Insecta; Coleoptera; Chrysomelidae
Source: the annotation of a GenBank genome assembly
UCAAUUUUUAGAGAUGUCAAAAUAAAUAACAGGAACUAGGAAUAAGUGACGUUAUUCAAUUCGCACAAUACUUUUUACUCGUUUUGGUCGGCAAACGGGAGUUAUUUUAGUUAAGAUUCCAAAAAACUACCCUAGUAAAAUGAAUCAUAGGCUAAUAAAUAUAUGGGAUUUUAAAAUAACCUUUUUUCUACUAGUUACUAUUAUUUACCUAUGCGAUCCUACGAAUAGCGGAGCUGUGCAACUUACGCAGCAAAAUAUAGACAUGACUCUAGCUUCCAAUGAAUUAGUGUUUAUAAAUUUCUACGCCGAUUGGUGUAGAUUCAGCAGCCUACUCAUGCCGAUUUUCGACGAGGCCGCCGAAGCAGUAGCCAAAGAAUUCCCCGAAGCCGGCAAAGUCGUUAUGGGAAAGGUGGAUUGCGACAAAGAAAACACCGUUUCAUCGAGAUUCCACAUCACCAAGUACCCCACUUUGAAGCUCAUACGUAACGGCCAGCCGGCCAAACGGGAGUACAGAGGCCAGCGAUCCGUCGAAGCCUUCACCUCCUUCAUCAAGAAACAACUCGAGGAUCCCGUCAAAGAGUUCGCCCAGUUGAAGGAAUUGGGCAAUUUGGAGUCGAAUAAACGAAUCAUAAUCGGUUACUUCGAUCGCAGGGACCAGCCCGAGUACAGCAUAUUCAGGCGCGUCGCGACGAACCUGAAGGACGAUUGCCAGUUCCACGUGGGCUUCGGCGAGGCGUCGGAGAAGAUGCACCCGCCCGGCCAGCCGAUCGUCGCCUUCCGCCCCGACAAGGACCGCUCGAACGAUUUGGACGAAACCUACCCGGGCAGUUUGACCAACUUCGACGAGCUGCACAUUUGGGCGUCCGAGAAGUGCGUGCCCUUGGUGAGGGAGAUCACCUUCGAGAACGCCGAGGAGCUGACCGAAGAGGGCCUGCCCUUUCUCAUACUGUUCCACGCGCCCGACGAUAAAGAGAGCAUCAAAAAGUACACCGAUAUCGUGCAGAAGCAACUCAUAGUGGAGAAACAGACUAUCAAUUUCCUGACGGCCGAUGGUAAGAAGUUCGCCCAUCCGUUGCACCAUUUGGGGAAAAGCGAGAAAGACCUGCCGUUGAUAGCGAUCGAUAGUUUCCGGCACAUGUACCUGUUUCCGAAUUACAGCGACAUCGACCGGCCGGGUAAAUUGAGGGCGUUUAUUCAGGAUUUGCAUUCGGGGAAGUUGCACAGGGAGUUCCAUUACGGGCCCGACGCCGCGGCGGAGACGGAGAAGACGCAACAGACCACCCCUCCGGAUAGUACGUUUAAAAAACUGGCGCCGUCCAAGAACAGAUACACGUUGCUGGAUAAAGAUGAAUUGUAGAUACUCGUUUUUUUUUUAAUGAAUUUUUUGUUUGCAAGUUUACGUAUUUUUUGGUCGUUUGGCUGAUCCGAAAAGUUUAUUGCGUAGGUAAUUUAAUUGUUGGAGAAAUUGUAGUUAUUUUUUUGUUUGUUGGAAAAUUCGCUCGUACUUUUGUAAGAUACAUUUUUCUUGUACUCUCUACAUACCGGUGUCAUUUACUUGUUAAUUUUAUGAAAUCAAAUUCGGCUAUUCUAUACAAGUUUGUGUUAAGGAAUGUUCUGCGUUCCCUUUAAAUAUUUUUUUUUAAUAAAAAAUUGAAUUUUCUCUAAGUUA